Molecule: messenger RNA, 908 nt
Organism: Spea bombifrons (plains spadefoot toad)
Lineage: Eukaryota; Metazoa; Chordata; Amphibia; Anura; Pelobatidae
Gene: EEF1AKMT3
Product: EEF1A lysine methyltransferase 3
Exons: 3
Coding region: 200-859 (219 amino acids)
Biological process (GO): peptidyl-lysine methylation
Cellular component (GO): cytoplasm; cytosol
Molecular function (GO): protein-lysine N-methyltransferase activity
Source: RefSeq, a predicted model, not a curated record
ACGCAACACACGCUGUAAAUUAGAAAGCCGCUUUCCCGAUGGCUUCCACCCAAACUGUUAUCACGUGACGCGCCAAAAUACACGAGAUGCCACACACCCAGCGCUAAAUACCGUGUCAGUGUUAACACUGGAAUGACGCGGUGAGGGCGGCGGGUGACCGGUAACUGUGCGCACGCCACACCCUCCACGACGCACAAACAUGCAAUGGGAGAGCGGCCUGAGCGAGGUGCUGCCGCGGGACCUGGGCUCACUCUUCUCGGACACUUACACGGAGGAGAGCUGCUACAAAUUCUGCGGCCAAGAGCUGCGCAUCACCCAGCUUUAUGGCGCUAACCUCGGAGUGGCGGCUCCCGUGUGGGACGCGGCAUUGAAUCUCUGCAGCUAUAUUGAAGAGCAGAAGUUGAAUUUUAAAGGGAAGAAAGUAAUCGAGUUGGGUGCUGGAACUGGUAUCGUGGGAAUUCUGGUGUCCUUGUUGGGUGGGGAUGUGACUGUGACAGAUCUUCCGCACACACUGCCACAGAUCGAGAAAAAUGUGCUUGCCAAUGUUCCACCAAACCAAAUCCCACGCGUCUGUGCUCUGUCAUGGGGCCUUGACCAAGAGCAGUUUCCUCAAGACUUUGACUACAUCAUUGGGGCUGAUAUAGUAUACCUAAAGGAGACAUAUCCCCUCUUGAUUCAGACUCUUCAGCAUCUUUGUGGACCUCACACAACUGUAUUGCUGUCCUCAAAAAUGCGUCAAGAACACGGCACAGUGGCCUUUUUCCAAAAUGUCUUGCCCCAGCAUUUUGCUUUGGAGCUUGUUCAAAGAGAUGAAGAUGAGGACAUCAAUAUCUACAAAGUGACCCGCUGUCAGAACUGAAUGAAAGGAUCUAAGCUAGGUUCACUGCAAAUUCUGAAGCACAUUUCUA